Histoplasma capsulatum G186AR is the source of this 1754-nucleotide messenger RNA. RefSeq names its product sterol O-acyltransferase. The record is from RefSeq and is a predicted model, not a curated record. Lineage: Eukaryota; Fungi; Ascomycota; Eurotiomycetes; Onygenales; Ajellomycetaceae. Gene Ontology annotation, molecular function: ergosterol O-acyltransferase activity. Bases 129 to 1754 code for a protein of 541 amino acids. Gene Ontology annotation, cellular component: endoplasmic reticulum membrane. The transcript has 6 exons. Gene Ontology annotation, biological process: ergosterol metabolic process.
CAUUGAGAUAGCGUUUUCUUUCAUCAGCGUUGUAUAUAUAUUAUCGUUAUCCUACUAUGAUUAUCACACUGUAGCCCAAUUCCUCCUUAUAAUUGAGUUUUAUCCUAGCGUCUCUGGCGAUUCUCAUCAUGUCAUCUGUACAUGUUAACGGGGUUGCUGGAGCCAGCGUCCUGCGGCCACGCGCAAUGCUGCCAAAACGCCAGAGCGAAGACCAUUGUCUCUCAACCUCUGCCAGCGCAGAUAGGCUAUCAUUUGAUUUAUCAAGUGGCCGAUCCACCCCUAUUCCGGAAGACGCACCCCCAUCAGUACAAUCGAUAUCAUGCGCAAGGAAGCAGAUACGAGCCCAGGCGAAACGAAGAUUGUUCUACUCAAUCGAUUACAAACCUAGAGUAUCUCAUUUCGACCCUGACAGCGAUUAUCGAGAUUUCCGCGGUUUCUUUUCUCUAUUUUGGGUCAGUUUGUUUAUCAUGGUCAUGACCACGGUUGUACGGAAUAUAAAAGACACCGGUUAUCCAUUGCGGGUACAAGUGUGGUUGUUGCUAUCGGCGAAUGUUUGGCAGCUGGGUCUGUGUGACCUUGCUAUGGUUUCGAGUACUGCACUGUCUCUCCCGCUCCAUUUAAAAAUUAGAAAAAGUGAGGGCUGGCUAAGAUGGUCAAACGGAGGAAUGAUAUUUCAGAGUUGCUUUCAAGCCGCAUGGCUCGCUUUAUGGGUAGCCUUGCCGUUCAUACUUAGUUGGACCUGGACUUCUCAGGUAUUUUUCAUUUUACACACACUAACUCUUUUGAUGAAAAUGCAUUCCUACGCCUUCUACAACGGACAUUUGAGCGAGACAGAGCAUCGCUUAUCCGCUCUGGAUAAACCAGAAGCCAAUUCACUAUCUGCAGCCGUUCGGUAUCCACGAUUUGAGAGUCGACCAAUGGAAGAGAAUACGGAGUUAGAUAACGGAAAGGAGGGUGAAUCCCAGCGAUCGAUUUCUAAACUCCGCUCGGACCUUGCAACGGAGUUAACAUCUCCUCUCGGUCAGGUUUCAUACCCCCAAAAUCUAACUUUGCACAAUUAUGUGGAUUAUCUGCUCUGCCCUACGCUAUGCUAUGAAUUAGAAUACCCUCGAACGGAAAAAAUCCGGUGGAUGGAGGUGUUUUUUAAGACUUUGGCCGUUUUUGGCUGUAUUUUCUUACUUACACAUGUUAGCGAAGAGUUCAUCGUUCCAGUUCUAGACGAAUCUGCGGUCAGACUGCAGGACCUGAGCAGCGGCUCUGAGAAGGCUUUAGUCCUUGCAGAAACUAUUAGCAUGCUGUUAUUGCCCUUUAUGAUAACAUUCCUGUUGGUGUUUCUUGUCAUUUUCGAAUAUACGCUAAAUGCCUUUGCGGAAAUCACCCGCUUUGCGGACCGCAAAUUUUACGCUGACUGGUGGAAUUCCUGCGAUUGGCUGGAGUUCUCCAGAGAGUGGAAUAUCCCGGUUCAUCAUUUCCUCCGGCGCCACGUUUAUUUUUCAUCUUUGACUCGAUUUUCCAACUCCGAGGCGAUGUUCAUUACAUUCUUGGUGAGCUCCAUUGGACAUGAGUUGGUAAUGAGCUGUAUCACCAAGAAAAUCAGGGGCUAUGGCUUUCUUGCCAUGAUGAUGCAACUACCCAUUGUUGCCGUGCAGCGUUCAAAGUUUGUCAAGGGGCGAAAGGUUCUCAAUAACGUUUGUUUUUGGAUUUCAAUGAUUAUUGGGCUUUCCCUUAUGUGCGCACUUUACGUCCUCGUUUAG